AGGCCUUUUCAGGAGUUUAUUGUGAAUAUAAAGUGCAUCGUUUUUGCUAUAAGAUUCGCACAUUUGUUUAAUACAUCCUAAUGCGCCAUUGUGGGCCCGGCUUCAGUUCCCAUGGCUCUGCUAUCAGUUCCGGUGUAGCGAGACGCGUCUCCAUGGCAACUGCAGUAGUCCCGGGGCGCUGCCGGCGCUUCUCUCUCUGUCGCUCUCGCACUGUUUGUCCGAGAUGGAUUUGACGCACAUCAUUUACCUGUAAUUAGAAAGAUAAGCAGAUUGCCGGAAUUGCUUCAGGGAUAGAUUCCCACGUAUAGGAUAUUAUUAUAUAAGUGCACAAUAAUUUGAAAUCCGUCUACUGGCAAAUCUAUAACAAUGUCAGAAGACAGUAGAAGAGCAGAGGAUGAUGAUCGCGGUCCUGGUGCUGCAUAUCAGGCAUUUCUAAUGAUGGAGGAUCUUUUGGACAAGUUAAAGUUACUCAGUUAUGAAGAUGAGGUUCUAAGAAAGCAAAACAUGAAACCACUUUCCAGGCACUACUUUGCUUUACCAACAAACCCCGGGGAGCAGUUCUAUAUGUUUUGCACACUCUCUGCUUGGCUUAUAAAUAAAGCUGGAAAUAAUUUUGAUCAACCACAAGAGUACGAUGACCCAAAUGCCACAAUCUCCAAUAUUCUGUCCCAGUUAAGGUCAUUUGGAUAUUCUGUAGAUUUUCCACCAUCUAGGUUAAAGGCAGGUUAUGGAGAACAAGUGUGCUAUGUUCUUGAUUGUUUUGCAGAGGAAGUCUUAAAACAUAUUCGCUUCAGCUGGAAGAGGCCUACAUACCCAACAGAAGAACAAGAUGAAGAGACUGUAGUAGAAGAUGAUGCUGAGUUGACUUUGAACAAAAUUGAAGAUGAAAUUGCUGAAGAGGAUUCUGACAAUGAUCAGGAACAUUUUAUAGAUUUAAAAGCUCUCUCAGCACAAACUCAGAAAUUGAAUGCAGAAGAAUCCUCCAAACCAGAAGAGAUUUUGGAAUCGAACACAGAUGCAGCAGAAUGGAUUCUGGAAGUGGAACGUGUUCUGCCCCAGCUGAAAGUCACAAUUAGAACAGACAACAAGGACUGGAGGGUCCAUGUUGAUCAGAUGCACCAGCACAGAGAUGGGAUUGACACAUCCUUAAAGGAAACUAAGGGAUACCUUGAUAAACUCCACAAUGAAAUCGCCAAGGCACUGGAAAAAGUUAGUAGCCGUGAAAAGUACAUCAACAACCAACUGGAGCAGCUGGUGCAAGAGUAUCGAUCUGCACAGGCUCAGCUGAGCGAGGCAAAAGAAAGAUACCAGCAAGCAAGUGGAGGGGUAACUGAGAGAACCAGAAUUCUGGCUGAGAUUACAGAGGAAUUAGAAAAAGUAAAGCAGGAAAUGGAAGAAAAGGGGAGUAGCAUGACUGAUGGCGCACCGCUGGUAAAGAUCAAGCAGGCAUUAACAAAACUGAAACAUGAAAUUGUCCAGAUGGAUAUAAGAACCGGUGUAGUGGAGCACACGUUACUUCAAUCAACACUCAAGGAAAAAUCCAAUAUGACGCGAGAUAUGCACGCCCUUAAUAUUCCUGACUCCUCAAUUGGGGCCUACUGAUUUUUAUAACCAUAGCCAUUUCAUAUGUUGUAGUAUAUGUAUGUGAAAAAAAAAUAUUUUUUUGUACACCAUAUAAAAUGAUUUUAUUUCAAGGUAUUCCCUUUUUGUUUCGGCCAGUUAUUGCUAGUUUAAUUUAAUUGUGACCAUCUGUAUGUCUGGAAGUGCAGUGUUUAUGAUUUUACUGACAUUUCAAUGUCUACAAUUGUUUCUACACAAAUAAACCACGUACAGAGAUUUACAUCACAUGCAGAAUACCA
Molecule: messenger RNA, 1859 nt
Organism: Xenopus laevis (African clawed frog)
Lineage: Eukaryota; Metazoa; Chordata; Amphibia; Anura; Pipidae
Gene: ift57.S
Product: intraflagellar transport 57 S homeolog
Exons: 13
Coding region: 367-1602 (411 amino acids)
Source: RefSeq, a predicted model, not a curated record